Molecule: messenger RNA, 1044 nt
Organism: Saccharomyces kudriavzevii IFO 1802
Lineage: Eukaryota; Fungi; Ascomycota; Saccharomycetes; Saccharomycetales; Saccharomycetaceae
Gene: GPN2
Product: GTPase GPN2
Exons: 1
Coding region: 1-1044 (347 amino acids)
Cellular component (GO): cytoplasm
Molecular function (GO): GTPase activity
Source: RefSeq, a predicted model, not a curated record
AUGCCAUUUGCUCAAAUUGUUAUCGGCCCACCAGGCUCGGGAAAGUCAACGUAUUGUAACGGGUGUUCGCAGUUCUUCAACGCCAUUGGAAGACAUUCUCAAGUGGUGAAUAUGGAUCCCGCUAAUGAUGCUUUGCCUUAUCCGUGUGCUGUAGAUAUUAGAGAUUUUAUAACUUUGGAAGAGGUUAUGCAGGAGCAACAGUUGGGUCCUAAUGGUGGUUUAAUGUAUGCCGUUGAAUCCCUAGAUAACUCCAUUGAUCUAUUCAUAUUACAGAUCAAGUCACUUGUAGAAGAAGAAAAGGCCUACCUUGUGUUUGACUGUCCUGGACAAGUUGAGCUAUUCACGCACCAUUCAUCUUUAUUUAGCAUUUUCAAGAAAAUGGAGAAAGAAUUGGAUAUGAGAUUCUGUGUCGUAAACUUGAUUGAUUGCUUUUAUAUGACAUCUCCUUCUCAGUAUGUUUCAAUUUUGCUACUGGCAUUAAGGUCCAUGCUAAUGAUGGAUUUGCCUCACAUAAACGUUUUUUCCAAAAUAGAUAUGUUAAAAUCAUAUGGGGAAUUACCCUUCAGAUUGGAUUAUUAUACAGAGGUCCAGGAGCUAGAUCAUUUGGAGCCAUAUAUUGAAAAGGAAGGCUCUAGCGUUCUAGGAAAAAAAUAUAGUAAGUUGACUGAAACGAUCAAAGAAUUAGUCUCCGAUUUUAACUUAGUUUCUUUUGAGGUUCUGUCCGUGGAUGACAAAGAAAGUAUGAUAAAUCUCCAGGGUGUUAUUGAUAAAGCGAAUGGCUACAUAUUCGGAGCAUCCGAAGUUGGAGGUGAUACAGUGUGGGCCGAAGCUUCGAGAGAAGGUGCAUUGUUAGAAAACUACGACAUACAGGAUAGGUGGAUAGAUAAUAAAGAAACGUAUGAUAAAGAAGAACAAGAGAAGCGUGCAUCGCUGUUAAAAGAACAAGAACUGCAGAAUAAAACGGUUGAUGUGAAAGAAGAAGAUGAAUGGGAAAAUGCAUUAAAGGAGUGGGAAGAAAAGCAAGAUACGGAGUUUGUCAGAUAG